Messenger RNA from Parasteatoda tepidariorum (common house spider), 870 nucleotides. Its product is annotated as astacin-like metalloprotease toxin 5. Gene Ontology annotation, biological process: proteolysis. Lineage: Eukaryota; Metazoa; Arthropoda; Arachnida; Araneae; Theridiidae. The record is from RefSeq and is a predicted model, not a curated record. Gene Ontology annotation, molecular function: metalloendopeptidase activity; zinc ion binding.
GACAUUUAAGACGAAUAUAACAGGUGGUGAAUCUCACAUAACAGAGAUAUUAAUUUACUUAUAAAUUUUAAAAAAAAAUUGGUACUUGCUUCUUAGUAGUGAAGCAAACAUCAUCAAUCAUGAAAAUUUAUAUAUUCUUAGGUCUACUUGGUUUGGCGUGGGGUCGCAGACGAAACCCGAUGGAAAACCCUGAUUUGUUUCAAGGUGACAUUGCUGGCAUUGAAAACAUUUUCGAUAGAAAUGGUGUUCCUUUAAAAAGAAUGCAAUGGCCACAAGGUAUCAUUCCUUUCAAAAUUGACCCUGGAUUAAAUCACGAAAGAAUUCUGAUUUUGCAAUCAAUGAAGAAUAUUGAAUCAAAAACAUGCAUUACUUUCGUAGAACGCACGACACAAUCUGACUACAUAAGAAUUUUUCCAGGAGAAGGGUGCUACUCUUACUGGGGUCGAGUUGGACGCGAACAACCAGUAUCCUUAGGGGAUGGUUGUGAGUACAUGGGUACCGUCAUCCAUGAGUUGAACCAUGCUAUCGGAUUUGAUCAUGAACAAAACAGAUCGGACAGAGAUGACUACCUCAUUAUAUUUUGGGACAACAUUCUGAAGGGAUUCGAAGACCAGUUUGACAAACUUAAACCUAAUCAGGAGAGAUUAAUUAACAAUUUUGAUUAUGACUCCAUUAUGCUGUACGGUGAGACAGCCUUCUCAAAAGAUGAUUAUUCUAAGACCAUGAUUGCAAAGCAAAAAGGUGUACGACUUGUUGAACCAUUCAACAAGAAAAGACUCAGUGACAGUGACAUCCACAGGAUAAAUGUCCUCUAUGAUUGUCCUAAUAAAUGAUUGAUCUUAUUUAUGAUUGUUUAUAAACAUAAAUAAA